AUGGAAAGGGUAGGACGAAGAACGGAAGGAUGGCCGAAUCGCGGAGGAGGACGAGUGUUAAUUGGAUCGAGCGUCUGCAAGAAUAUCGGUUCAAUUAAGAAUGAGACGCGAGACCGAAGGUCACCCAAGGUCAGCGAAGGUCAACGCGAGGCACACACGCACACGCGGAUUAAAUAUUUCGCACGAUCGGCUUCUCGACGAAGGCAGCAAUCGGGAUGCAAGUUACGACGCCCGGAUCGAGGAUCACGUUCGAGGGAAACUUUCGCGAGAGAUGCGAUGGUGGAUGGAAUCGAACUACACCCCGAACGUACCAGCAACGCGUAUCGGCCAGAUCGUUUUCUCGGGCUCGCGCUUCCCGUAGAACGAUUUCUCGGCGAGAAUGCUUACGCGCCAUUAAAUUUUCACGCGACGAUCGUCGAAAUUCGCGAAUACCGUGCUUUCUCCUUAUCGUCGGAACGAGUAGGUUCAUAACCUUCUCGUAUCGAGCGCGGUGUGGUUUACACGUUAUUUA
Eufriesea mexicana is the source of this 511-nucleotide messenger RNA. RefSeq lists its product as uncharacterized. The transcript has 2 exons. Bases 1 to 471 code for a protein of 156 amino acids. The record is from RefSeq and is a predicted model, not a curated record. NCBI's taxonomy places the organism in Eukaryota, Metazoa, Arthropoda, Insecta, Hymenoptera, Apidae.